AUGGGUGGAAUGAGUUCCAGUGGCAUGUUCCAAGAUACCAACAUGUCUCUGGCUCAGACGUAUUGGUAUCUGAUAGCUGGAGUGCUAGGCCUACUCCUCAUAGUGCGCGCUAUAAACUUCAGUCAGAACUGGAUCAGGUUGCGAACAUCUCGAACGAGUUCAAUAAAGUAUCCCACCAUACCAGCUAAUUGGUACCUUCAAUUAUGGGCCACUCUGACAGCUGUCGGUCGCGAAAUAAGCUAUCCUCAAAUAUACGUUCCGACCAAGUACUUCUCAUGGCUGACACCACCACCCAUGGGAAGAGUCAUAUGCCUCCUUGUAUACUGGGCCGUCAUCAUUUACAUGAUGUGCUCGGGCGCUAUCGUCAAGGAUGCCUACUUCUGGGAACGUAUUGGGUACCGGAACGCCUGGGUAACUGUUACUCAAGUCCCUUUCCUCUACCUCCUCGCGUCCAAGACAAACGUCAUUGGCUUGAUCGCCGGGACCAGCUAUGAACGUUUGAAUUGGCUACAUCGUUGGGUUGCUCGGACCAUGUUUGCAACGGCGACAGUUCAUGGCUUUCAUUUCUGGAGCGAGUGGGUCCUGUACGAUCUUGUGGAUCUGGAACUACAAUACAUGCCUAUUGUCAGAUAUGGACUGGGGGCAUGGGGUCUUUUGUUAUGGAUGGUCGUUACAUCGUUCAGACCUAUUCGCGCGGUGGCUUAUGAGAUAUGGGUAGCGCAGCAUAUCAUCGCUGCAAUUUUGUUCCUGUGGAUCGUCUACCUGCACGUACCGACCUAUGCACGAUACAACAUCUGGUUCGCCAUAGCAGCCAUUUGCUUCGACCGGGUAUUUCGCUUCGGUAUGCUAUUGUGGCAGAAUAUCAAGUUCAACCCGAAAACAACCGGAUGCAAAGGUGGGCAAAAGUUUGGUCACCAAACUCAGAUCAGCGUCGUGGGAGAUUCCAUCACGGUGCUGACCAUCAAGGAUGUACACUUCAAAUGGAGUGCAGGUCAGCAUCUCUAUUUGUGGUUGCCACGUGUUGGCCCACUCGAAGCACAUCCGUACACCAUUGCCUGUGCGCACCAGACACCAGAUACAUGCAUAUGCAAUAGCAUUCAACUUGUCAUUCGCACGCACUCUGGGUUUUCAAAACGCCUGCAUUCGUUUGCCAGGAAGAUGCAGGCAUCGGAAAGGAAACAAACUGUUACCGCGCUCGUCGCAGGUCCAUAUGGUCGACCCCCACGGUGGGACAUCUUUGAGACAUUGGUCCUUAUUUCGGCUUCUACAGGCGCCUCGUUCACUCUUCCGAUCUUGGAAAGUGUUUUGCAGACCAAAGCAACGAUUUGCACCAAGCGAAUUGACUUUUUGUUGACUGCGCGCCAAGGUGAAGAGAUCGGAUUCUACCAUGAUCGGCUGCACGAAGCGAUGGUCAAGGCCAAUCAGAGAGGCAUUGAGCUGUCCGUUCAUAUCGCUGUUACUGGCGAUGGGCAUCUCGAGACUGUUGCAGCAUCACGUUCGUCGUCGGCGUCAGGGUCGGCAGCCAGUCAUGAGGAAAAGCUCACAGUCGUAGAGAGGACGGGAACAUUCGACAAGUCUGCCAAGAGCCAAGGCGGAUGUUGUUGCUCGGCGGAUAUUGACGUCGUCUCUUCUGGGGCCAUACCUCGCAAACGACUCUCGCAAACCAGUACAGAUUCACAUAUACACCGUAGUGCCACGAGGCCUGAUGUGUCGGUUUUCAUCCGUGACGCGGUCGAAGCUACAGGCGGGGAGACUGGCGUGGUUGUUUGUGGCGGUGUGUCGUUAGUGGCAAGAGUACGCACAAGUGUUGCCAAACUGAGCGACGAGCGUGCUGUUCACAAAGGCACAGGGGCUCAAGGUAUUCAUCUGCAUGUCGAAGAGUACUGCUUCUGA
This is a messenger RNA of Truncatella angustata, 1893 nucleotides long. Its product is annotated as ferric-chelate reductase. The record is from RefSeq and is a predicted model, not a curated record. Gene Ontology annotation, biological process: intracellular iron ion homeostasis; copper ion import; iron ion transport. Gene Ontology annotation, cellular component: plasma membrane. Gene Ontology annotation, molecular function: ferric-chelate reductase activity. NCBI's taxonomy places the organism in Eukaryota, Fungi, Ascomycota, Sordariomycetes, Amphisphaeriales, Sporocadaceae. Bases 1 to 1893 code for a protein of 630 amino acids. The transcript has 2 exons.